Molecule: messenger RNA, 2407 nt
Organism: Diceros bicornis minor
Lineage: Eukaryota; Metazoa; Chordata; Mammalia; Perissodactyla; Rhinocerotidae
Gene: BLK
Product: BLK proto-oncogene, Src family tyrosine kinase
Exons: 13
Coding region: 375-1913 (512 amino acids)
Biological process (GO): innate immune response; cell differentiation; cell surface receptor protein tyrosine kinase signaling pathway
Cellular component (GO): extrinsic component of cytoplasmic side of plasma membrane
Molecular function (GO): signaling receptor binding; ATP binding; non-membrane spanning protein tyrosine kinase activity
Source: RefSeq, a predicted model, not a curated record
GCUGCCUGCAGGAAGCCACGAGCUCCGUGAACUGAUUGAGACGACUGGGAUGGGCUUUUUCUUUGGGAUUACAUCAGAAGUUGCUGGUUAUAGCUAGAAGGCUGCGUCACCACAAGGGCGCUGGGAUUUGAAGAACUAUGGUGAAAAGCCACUGAGCAUCGCCAAGGCAACUUCUUCCUGCUCUGGGAAAAAAGAUGGAUGCAAGCUCCGCCCACCCAGCCCCCUUCUGCCUUGUAUUCUGACUUGGACCUUCACCGCCCCCACUUCCACCCCACUUUCUGAUUGGCCACCCGGAAGGGGUUGGGGGAGCUCUUCUGCACAGAGGCUCUGAAGACCUACUCACAUCGCCAAUCUGCUGUGUGCUCUCCGACAGGAUGGGAAUGGUGAGCAGCAAAAAGCAGGAGAAGGAGAAGGAGAAAGAGAGGGAGAAGGAGAAGGAGAAGGAGAAGGAGAAGGGCCGAUGGAGCCCUGUGAAGGUCAGCGCCCAAAGCAAAGAUCCCCCGCCACUGCCACCCCUGGUCGUGUUUAACCACCUGGCUCCUGCACCCCCCGACAUGCACCCAGACCAAGAGGAGCAUUUCGUGGUGGCCCUGUAUGACUACACCGCAGGGAACGACCGGGACCUACAGAUGCUAAAGGGAGAGAAGCUGCAGAUCCUGAAGGAAGCUGGAGACUGGUGGUUGGCCAAGUCUCUCAUCACAGGAAGAGAAGGCUACGUGCCCAGCAACUUUGUGGCCCGAGUAGAGACCGUGGAAGUGGAAAAGUGGUUCUUUAGAUCAAUUAGCCGGAAAGAUGCCGAGAGGCAGCUUCUGGCUCCAAUCAAUAAGGCGGGCUCCUUUCUGAUUAGAGAGAGUGAAACCAGCAAAGGUGCCUUCUCCCUGUCUGUGAAGGAUGUGACCACCCAGGGGGAGGUGAUCAAACACUAUAAGAUCCGCUCCCUGGAUGAAGGAGGCUAUUACAUCUCCCCCCGAAUCACCUUCCCCACUCUCCAGGCGUUGGUGCAGCACUAUUCUAAGAAAGGGGAUGGUUUAUGCCAGAGGCUGACCCAGCCCUGCGUGAGCCUGGCUGCUCAGAACCCCUGGGCCCAGGACGAAUGGGAAAUCCCCCGGCAGUCUCUCAAGCUGGUCAGGAAGCUUGGGUCUGGGCAGUUUGGUGACGUCUGGAUGGGUUAUUACAAAAACAACGUGAAGGUGGCCAUCAAGACCUUGAAGGAGGGAACCAUGUCUCCGGAGGCCUUCCUGGGCGAGGCCAACCUGAUGAAAACUCUGCAGCAUGAGAGGCUGGUCCGUCUGUACGCUGUGGUCACCAAGGAGCCCAUCUACAUCGUGACCGAGUACAUGGCCAGAGGAUGCUUGCUGGAUUUCUUGAAGACAGAUGAAGGUAGCAGAUUGUCCCUCCCGAGACUGAUUGACAUGUCGGCCCAGAUUGCCGAAGGAAUGGCGUACAUCGAGCGAAUGAAUUCAAUCCACCGCGACCUGAGGGCAGCCAACAUCCUGGUGUCUGAGACGUUGUGCUGCAAGAUCGCAGACUUUGGCUUGGCCCGGAUCAUCGACAAUGAGUACACUGCCCAAGAGGGUGCCAAGUUCCCCAUCAAGUGGACUGCCCCAGAGGCCAUCCACUUUGGGGUGUUCACCAUCAAAGCGGACGUGUGGUCCUUCGGAAUCCUCCUGAUGGAAAUCGUCACUUACGGGCGCGUACCCUACCCAGGGAUGAGCAACCCCGAGGUCGUGCGCAGCCUGGAGCGCGGCUACCGCAUGCCGCGGCCCGACUCGUGCCCGCCCGAGCUGUACCGCGGCGUCAUCGCCGAGUGCUGGCGCAGCCGGCCCGACGAGCGGCCCACCUUCGAGUUCCUGCAGUCGGUGCUCGAGGACUUCUACACGGCCACCGAGCGCCAGUACGAGCCGCAGCCCUAGCCCGCUGGGGGGCGCGCUCCGGCCCGGGGACGCCUCCCACCUGCGGCCCGACCGCGGAACCCACGAGGCGCGUGCACCUCGCGGCUGUUGUUCCAGCCCCACACGGGCUGCAGAGGCAGGGAGGGAUUGGGACGCCCGUUUCUCAGAUGAAAGUAGGGGUAGAGGCGGCCUGGCCGGUGGGUCACAGCACGGACUCCGGAGCCGAUCCAAUCGCAGUCCCAUCCCUCUCAACUGUGUGACCUUGGGCGAAUUCCUUAGCCUCUCUGUGCCUGCGCUUCCUCAUGUGUACAAUGGCGAAGAAACAUCAUAGUACUUACCUCGUAUGUUGCUCAUGAGGAUUACAUUAGUUAACCCCCGUAAGAUGUGCAGAGUGUUCAGAAUAAGAGAUACUCUUAAGGCUCCCCUGUGCUGGCACCAAAAGCGAGAGGUCAGCCGCAGGUGACCGGGAGGCCCGCUGCGCCCACCUGCGCGGACCGCGCCCCGGUGCGGCCCCC